CAGAGAGCCAUGGACCACGCAGAAAGGACCAAGGAGCGGGAGUUCUACAGGUUCCACUCGUUGACGAGCCCUGUCGUUCCGCCGCAUUUGGAUGCCCAGCCUACGCCGUCGGACGAUAAGGCGCUUACGGCAUUUGCGCAGCUGGGAGCCCUGCGUUUGAAUGCACAUCGUGGGCUUAUCAGUUUCUUUGACAGAAGGAAUUGCUAUAUUCUUGCAGAGGCAACGCCGACGCUGUCACUUCAGACAGGUAAUGCGCAGCGGGAAGGCGACAGGCUGCAGUGGGGAAGAUGCGUGUUUCCCAAGCAACAGAGCAUCUGCCAUUACACGGUCAAUAUGAAGUCGAACCGGGACGCGGACGGGUACGGCCAGAUACCGUCACUCGUGGUCAACGACCUCACCCUGGACGACCGCUUCAAGCACUUCCCUUCUGUGGUUGGCCCAGCCAAAAUCCGCUUUUAUGCCGGUGUUCCCAUAAGGAGCCCAAGUGGUCACAACAUUGGUACCUACUGUGUCUUGGACGAGAAGCCACGUGACGGCAUAUCGGAUGUGGACAUGAUGUUCCUGAAAGACAUGGGCAUGACAGUAAUGCGCCAUCUUGAAAUGACGCGCGCUUUGGAUGACCAUAGAAGAGGAGGGGUAAUGGUGCGGUCCCUCGGUUCGUUCGCAGAAGGCAAGUCCACCCUCGAGGACUGGUCGCAAGAUCUCUGGAGCCCAGCCCCCGCUGCCGCGCUUCACGCGGACGACAUGCAAUUGCCAUUACCUCGGCGCCGCCGACGGGCGAGAUCAAGCGUAGAUGGAUCGACGGCGGAGGCUCGAGAACUUGUCGGCUUACAUAAAGGUUACGAGGACAACAAUUCCACCAGCCCCAGUUCACAGAGCCAACAAAUAACUCCUGAGAGUUCGGUUCCUGGAAAUGAUGCCCUUACACCCGCCUCCGAGGUUCUCGACCACCAACACCUUUCCAAUGCUGCUGUCAAGACGGCAUCUGAUGAGACGAGAGACUCCGAUCAGAGCAGACUCUCGCCUGAAAUGAAGUCACUGUUCAGCCGGGCCAGCAAUAUGAUUCGGGAAGCCGUGGAAGCUGAUGGUGUUGUAUUCUUCGAUGCUAAAGUUAGCACAUUUGGUGGUCUGGUGGAGGACGAGUUCGCCCAGGAGCAGCCGGCAGAGGUUAUUGAGCAGGACAAACCUUGUGCGAUAUUAGGCUCCUCUUCAACUGCCACUACUCCCCCAGUGUCCGAACGUCAAAUACCCCUCUACGAGGCCGAGUUACGGCAUCUACUGCGAUCCUAUCCACAUGGUCAGAUCUUCAAUUUUGACGAUGAGACAGCAUGGACAUCCAAGCCUGGUGGACGAACCAGUCGCUUUGACAUAUCGCACGUGCUUAACGAGAGCCUUGGAGGAACCAUUUCCGAUCUCAAACGUCCAGAUUCUGCAAGGAGCCAGGACGAUGAGAGAAUCCUGAAAGAAACGUUCCCAGAAGCUCGUACCAUGGUCCUCUAUCCCUUAUGGGACUCUCAUCGCGACAGAUGGUUUGCUGGCGCCAUUAUAUGGAGCUCCGACCCCAUGCGUGUCUUUACUACUGAGCAGGAACUUAGCUAUCUUGCGGCUUUCAGCAAUAGUAUCAUGGCCGAGGUUGCGCGUCUAGAUAUCAAGUUAGCGGACACUGCCAAGGGCGAUUUCAUCUCGUCCAUCAGCCACGAAUUGAGAUCACCCUUACACGGCAUCCUGGGAUGUUGUGAGCUACUCAAGGAUUCGGAGAUGGACACUUUCCAAUCAAACAUGACUCAAACAAUAGAGACGUGCGGCAAAACCCUUUUGGAUACGAUCAACCACGUUCUCGACUUUGCCAAGAUCAACAGCCUCACCAAAGGCGCCGUGAAGCGACAGAACAGGCGUUCGCAGAGCACCAAGCAUGUGAUCAGUCCAGCUCAGAGCCACACCAACGACAUCAUGACCCUCAUCACUGACGUGGACUUGAGCGUCCUGACCGAAGAGGUCUUGGAGACGGUCUUUGCCGGCUACAGCUUCCAGAAGACUGCCUCCCAGAUCUAUGGAGCUCCAUCUGCUAAGUCUGAUUCUCCCCCAAUUGCAGUCGUUGUCGAUAUCGAGCAGAGCAACAACUACGUGUUUCGUACACAGCCAGGAGCCUGGCGUCGUGUCCUCAUGAAUCUAUUUGGCAAUGCGUUGAAGUAUACACCCGCCGGCUAUACAAAGGUGAAGCUCCAGGCGAUCCCAAGCAGUGAUCCGAAUGACGAUACGUCGGAGCUGCGCCUCACCGUCCAUGAUUCUGGUAUUGGCAUGUCUGAGGACUAUAUCAACAACCGCCUCUUCCAUUCCUUUGCUCAAGAGAACCCACUUACUCAGGGUACAGGACUUGGGCUAUCAAUUGUCAAACAAAUCAUUCAAUCCCUAGGCGGAGAUAUUGAGGUCCGAAGCCGGAAGCACCAUGGCACCAAGUUCACAGUUACAUGUCCCCUUAAGCCAUCCAUGUUAUCACCAGCAGAUUCGCCCUCAACCGCCGACGGAGAUCUCCAAGCAAUCAGGAAACGGACUCGAGGGAAAACUGUCGGCUUCGUUGGGUUCGACAUCGAGAGCGACUAUUUCCCCUCGAAGAGCGCCAAGACUAGGAGUGCAACGAACUUGGCUCUCCGUGCUCUUGAAGACACAUGCCGAGACUGGUUCGGUAUGAGCGUACAGCGUUGCAAGAUGACUGCUGGCAGCGUCAGUGGGAACCUGGAUCUUCUAGUCGCUACAGAGUCUGGUGCCACUUGGCUAAGAACUCAACCUCACGCAAGCGCCUCAUCGACGGCUCCGGUAGUCGUAGUUUGUCAGGGCGCUGCCUCUGCACACUCAACGCUCGCAAAGACAGACGCCGGACGAAUCUUCGAAUGCAUCUCCCAACCAUGCGGACCGCAUAAACUCGCCAAAGCGCUUGCGUCCUGUCUAGACCGUCACGAGCAUCGUCAAAUGAUGCAAUCCAUGGAGUUGAUCACUGAGCUGGACGCACCCACGCCCAGCGCAGAUCCCCUGAGCAUCAGAGAACGGGCGUUCUCCCUCGAUCCAACCGCUCUGACCACCCAUCUCUCGCAUCUCUCUCCCCCGCACCGCGACCAACGCCUCGCGCAAUCCGAACACAGCCGACCCCAUCUCAACCCCGCCCUCAGUGCCCCCGUUAUAACCCCAAGCCCAAACCCUCUCAAGCAGAUGCGACCGCUGACACCGCGCCCGCUCCACUGUCUCGCCGCCGACGACAACCCCAUCAACCUCCGGCUCCUCCGCACCUUCGUUGACAAACUGCACCACAAACACACGCUGGCAACCAACGGCCGCGAAGCCGUCGCCGCGUUUAAAGAAGCCGCGUCCCAUUCCCGGCCCGGCACCAUCCCUUUCGACGUGGUGCUCAUGGACAUCAACAUGCCCGAAAUGGACGGGUUGGAAGCCACGCGGCAGAUACGGGCGUAUGAGCGGGACGCCGGGUUGAAGCCAGUGACGAUUAUCGCGCUGACGGGGGUGGCGAGUAGUGAGGCGCAGCAGGAGGCGCAUGUCAGUGGGGUGAAUCUGUUUUUGAUCAAGCCGGUGCGGUUGAGGGAGUUGGAGACUGUGCUGAAUGGGGUUGUUAUCGGGGACGAU
This is a messenger RNA of Westerdykella ornata, 3630 nucleotides long. RefSeq lists its product as uncharacterized. The transcript has 3 exons. The annotation marks the transcript as partial. Gene Ontology annotation, molecular function: phosphorelay sensor kinase activity; protein binding. NCBI's taxonomy places the organism in Eukaryota, Fungi, Ascomycota, Dothideomycetes, Pleosporales, Sporormiaceae. Gene Ontology annotation, biological process: phosphorylation; phosphorelay signal transduction system. The record is from RefSeq and is a predicted model, not a curated record.